AUGCGCACCAACUCACGAGAGCAAGCUUGCCCUCAACUGUCACACGAACUGCCUUUAUCCAGCAACCCUUCGCUUUUUUAGUGUCAGUAAUCCUGAUUUUUUUGCCUUUUUGAAAAUGUCGAUUGGAGACCGUUUUUCACUAGGUUUUUCAUUCAUAAAAAAGUGAUUGGCUGUUCCAAGUGCAGGAUGCGGCGGUGGCGGUUGUGUCCGGGUUCUCUCGUGCACCUGUUGCGCUGCAUGCUAUUGCGGCUGUGUCCAAAGAGACAAGGAUGCCGACUGCCUCUGUGGAUGUCAAAACCACAGGCCUACUUGAAACUACUGCUGCAAUCCCUUUCUUACAACACCCUCACGGAUUCAGAUGUAGUUUUUGAAUCUCUUUUUGAGCCAUUGUUAUGGAUUGUGGAUUAUUUAACACGGUGGUUUGGCUUGGUGUUUGUGUGGAUGGUGGUGAUACUGACAUCUUCCAUCUUGCUGGUGGCCUACGUCGUCCUUUUACCAAAUGCACUCAGGACAUAUACUACUGCAUGGCUUAUUUGGCACCUUGGCUAUGGACACUGGAACCUAGUCAUGAUUGUCUUCCAUUACUACAAGGCUGUCAAGACCGCCCCAGGGUACCCUCCCUCUGAAAAAAAUGACAUUCCCUUUGUAUCUGUCUGCAAAAAAUGUGUCAUUCCCAAACCAGCAAGAACGCAUCACUGCAGUAUCUGCAACAGGUGCAUUCUCAAAAUGGACCAUCAUUGUCCCUGGUUGAAUAAUUGCGUUGGUCAUUUGAACCACCGUUACUUCUUCUCUUUCUGCGUCUCCAUGACGUUGGGCUGUAUUUACUGCAGCGUGAACGGCAGAACCGAUUUCCUGGCUGCGUACUAUGCCCUCGAGCAUUUUAAGCAUCUGGAAGUGCAAAGAGCAGGGGUUCGUGUAACAGGCAUGGGACCUUUAAUAGGGCUUCUCCCCACUGGUCAGACUGACUAUGUGACACCAGCACCUCCAUACACUUUUAAGCAAAGGAUCAUGGAUAAGAGUAUCAUCUACAUGUGGGUGCUCACCAGCACUGUGGCGGUGGUCUUGGGAGCACUAACCACGUGGCAUGCACUUCUCAUAUCGCGAGGUGAAACCAGCAUAGAGAUGCACACCAACUCAAAAGAAAGAAGUCGAAUGAAAAAAAUGGGACAGGUGUACAAAAACCCAUUCAACUAUGGCAAGCUGCGGAACUGGAAAAUCUUCCUUGGCGUGGAGAAGAGAAGUCACUGGUUCACGCGUGUCCUGCUGCCCUCUGCUCACUCACCACUUGGUGAUGGCCUGACUUGGGACAGUUUCCCCGUCAAAAAAGAGCCAAUACCAGUUUGACCUGUCAAGCUGCUACUUUGCAUUAAAUGGGGUACACACACACACACACACACACACAGACAGACACACACACACGCACACCCCAUUUUAAGGCUGGCUUCCAGAUGGAUCCUGAUGGAAGUAAAGAAAAUUGGGUGACAACAACCUCCAAUACCUCAAAACACUGUGGAAUCUCAUGGAGUACAAUGUUUUAUUAUUCGCUUUGACUGGAUUAAAGCGACUAAUUUAAGGACUUGAACUGCUCAUAUUCUACCCGAGCUAUUGUCAAAUACUUGAUGAGCCAGAUAAACACUCCAGUAAAACACUAUUAUUUAUCUGUAUUUUUUUUAAUCUGUUUAAAUUAAUAAAUUUUGUUUACAUAA
Messenger RNA from Syngnathus acus (greater pipefish), 1706 nucleotides. RefSeq names its product zinc finger DHHC-type palmitoyltransferase 16a (gene zdhhc16a). Gene Ontology annotation, biological process: protein palmitoylation. The transcript is spliced from 11 exons. The record is from RefSeq and is a predicted model, not a curated record. Gene Ontology annotation, cellular component: Golgi apparatus. NCBI's taxonomy places the organism in Eukaryota, Metazoa, Chordata, Actinopteri, Syngnathiformes, Syngnathidae. Bases 187 to 1344 code for a protein of 385 amino acids. Gene Ontology annotation, molecular function: palmitoyltransferase activity.